AUGGCUAAGCUUAUUCACGUUUUCGCAACUCUUGCUCUCUUCAUCCUCUUAGCCCACACAUCCAUUUACCGUGCAGUUGUGGAGAACGACGAAGAAGAUGAUGUUAGUAACCCACAACAAGCUCUUAAAAUGUGUUGCAAUGAGCUAAGACAAGUGGACAAGAUGUGCGUGUGUCCUACACUGAAAAGGCAGCUCAACAAGUUAGAUUCCAAGAUACGCAUGGACCACAACAGGUGAAACCUGUGUUUCAGACUGCUCACGCCACAAAUAAAGAGUGUUCUUGGGUACUCAAAAUCUUUAUCACUCUCUUAAAGUCUCAUGUUUGUGCUCCAAGAAGUUUUAGAGAAUUGUAUUGUAAGCAAACAUAUGUAUACUUGGAUUAGGACAAGAUCCACAUGACUUGUACGUGAAAACAGAGGAAGUGACUUGCUAGCCAAGUUUUCAUUUUAAUUAAAUCUUAUCUUAAUUAUGGUCAAAA
Capsella rubella is the source of this 478-nucleotide messenger RNA. RefSeq names its product 2S seed storage protein 5. NCBI's taxonomy places the organism in Eukaryota, Viridiplantae, Streptophyta, Magnoliopsida, Brassicales, Brassicaceae. The record is from RefSeq and is a predicted model, not a curated record.